This is a messenger RNA of Fusarium pseudograminearum CS3096, 384 nucleotides long. RefSeq lists its product as uncharacterized. Bases 1 to 384 code for a protein of 127 amino acids. The record is from RefSeq and is a predicted model, not a curated record. NCBI's taxonomy places the organism in Eukaryota, Fungi, Ascomycota, Sordariomycetes, Hypocreales, Nectriaceae. The transcript is spliced from 2 exons.
AUGCCUACUCCCGAGUCCGAGCAAUUCAAGGCCCAGAAGCCUACUGUCGCUCCCACCUUUAACGGCGUCGACUACGAUGAUACCAAGGCCUUCAAGGCUGCCGAGGAUGCCCUCAUCCGGGAACAAUGGGUCGGUGCCAUGAUGACCCGACUUGUUGGCGAGGAGCUGAACAAGUGCUACGUUCGUGAGGGUGUCAACCACCUCGAGAACUGCGGCCACCUCCGAGAGCGAUAUCUUCAAUUGCUCAAGUCAAACAAGAUCAAGGGCACUAAGUUCUUGCAACAAAACUACGUCGAUCAGAAGGAACAUGAUCUUGACCUGGCGGCCAAGGUCCACACAAGCGACAAGAUCGCCAAGAUGAACCGCGAUCGAUUCUCUUCGUAA